GUUGUGGGGAGCGGGGGCUACUCUUCAUUGCAGUGCGCAGGCUUCUCAUCGUGGUGGCUUCUCUUGUUGCAGAGCAUGGGCUCUAGGCACGCGGGCUUCAGUAGUUGCGGCACACGCAGGCUCUGUAGUUGUGGCUCGCAGGCUCCAGAGCGCAGGCUCAGUAGUUGUGGCACACGGGCUUAGUUGCUCCACAGCAUGUGAGAUUCUCCUGGACCAGGGAUCGAACCUGUGUCCCCUGCAUUGGCAGGCAGAUUCUUAACCACUGCAACCACCAGGGAAGUCCCAAGAGCGUAGUUUUUAGGUUGAAAAUGCAGCAAACUUCACCUUGCUGCCUUAUAGCAAGCUAGUGUAUUUUAGCUCAGAUUCUGUUUCCUGGCAGAUAGAUGUGGACUAAAGGGAUUACUAGACUUUACAAGAAAAUUCACAAUGAAGGAAAGGUGGGAAAACAGGCAUAAGAGGAAGGUAAUUUACUAAUGCAUCUGUCACUGAAAUUAAUGGGGAAAUGGCAUAUUUGCUGAAAUACGGAGGUAACCUCACAUUUGUUAAAAGGCAGACACUGAGUCUUAUAUUGAAUCACUUUCCUUAUUUAGGUAUUCAGUGCAGGGUGACUGAUUGCAUUUUUUGCAUGGUGUUUGUCCUGAGCAAAAUUGUUCCUAUAUUAUGAUGAGAAACACUCUCAAGUCAGUCUGAUGCUGUUAAAAAGGAUUAGUGCUCAGGAUGGCAGUGUUAAUCUCCAGAGCUGCCAGUGUAGGGACAAAAGCAUUGAGAGUUGGGAGCAAGGGUAUAAAUACUUCUUUUUGUUUGUUUGUUUGUUUUUACAUCUUUAUUGGAGUAUAAUUGCUUUACAAUGGUGUGUUAGUUUCUGCUUUAUAACAAAGUGAAUCAGUUAUACAUAUACAUAUGUUCCCAUAUCUCUUCCCUCUUGCAUCUCCCUCCCUCCCACCCUGCCUAUCCCACCCCUCCAGGCGGUCACAAAGCACCAAGCUGAUCUCCCUGUGCUAUGGGGUAUAAAUACUUCUGGACCUAGCUUUUCCUAUGUUGCCACAGAGCCCUGAAUGAGGAUAAGUUGAUCCUUUAGAGACUUUUGUAUUACAGUUUAACACAUAUUGGAAGUUUCUAAUUUAAAUUUAUGCUUUUGGAUAAAAUGGAUUAGAGAGGUUGAAUUGCUACAGGCUAAAGAGAAACAACAAAGGUCACUUGAUUUUGAGGAACUCUCUGUUGAAAGAAGUUUUAGUGUGAAAUGACUGGAGUUAAGAAAAAAAGAGAAUGGGCUUCCCUGGUGGCGCAGUGGUUAAGAAUCCACCUGCCAAUGCAGGGGACAUGGGUUCGAGCCCUGGCCCAGGAAGAUCCCACAUGCUGUGGAGCAACAAAGCCUGUGUGCCACAACUACUGAGCCUGUGCGCUAGAGCGCGCGAGCCACAACUACUGAAGCCUGUGCGCCUAGAGCCCGUGCUCUGCAACAAGAGAAGCCACUGCAAUGAGAAGCCCACGCACCUCAACAAAGAGUAGCCACCUCUCGCUGCAACUAGAGAAAGCCCGCGAACAGCAACGAAGACCCAAUGCAGCCAAAAAUAAAUAAAUAAAGUAAAUUAAAAAAAAAAAAAAAGAAGAAAGAAUGAACAUCCAUUCAGAGACUGCCUACCAAGUGCCAGGCCACCAAGCAGUUUCUUGAAGAGAUUAACAAGUGGACAGUUCAGUACAACGUUUCCCCCCUCUCUUGGAAUGUGGCCGUCAAGUUCCUCAUGGCCCGGAAGUUUGAUGUGCUCCGUGCCAUAGAGUUGUUUCACUCCUACAGAGAAACACGAAGGAAGGAGGGCAUUGUGAAGCUGAAACCUCAUGAGGAACCUCUCCGUUCUGAGAUCCUUAGUGGAAAAUUCACCAUCUUAAAUGUUCGGGACCCAACAGGAGCCUCCAUUGCCCUCUUCACUGCCAGAUUACAUCAUCCCCACAAGUCAGUCCAACAUGUGGUACUUCAGGCUCUGUUUUACUUGCUAGACAGAGCUGUGGAUAGCUUUGAAACUCAGAGGAAUGGACUGGUGUUUAUCUAUGACAUGUGCGGUUCUAAUUAUGCCAACUUUGAGCUGGAUCUUGGCAAGAAAGUCCUAAACUUGCUGAAGGGAGCUUUUCCAGCUCGUUUGAAGAAAGUGCUGAUUGUGGGAGCACCCAUAUGGUUCCGAGUGCCCUAUUCCAUCAUCAGCCUCCUUCUGAAGGACAAAGUCCGGGAGAGGAUUCAGAUAUUAAAGACAUCUGAAGUCACCCAGCACCUGCCCAGGGAGUGCCUUCCAGAAAACCUGGGUGGGUACGUCAAAAUUGACCUCCACACUUGGAAUUUCCAGUUUCUAUCCCAGAUGAACGGCCACCCAGAUCCCUUCGAUGAGAUCAUCCUGUUCUCCCUCCCUCCGACCUUAGACUGGGACUCAGUGCAUGUCCCAGGUCCCCAUGCCAUGACCAUCCAAGAGUUGAUGGACUAUGUUAGCACCAGGCAAAAGCGGGGGAUAUAUGAGGAGUAUGAAGACAUCCGUCGUGAGAACCCUGUUGGCACUUUCCACUGUUCCAUGUCUCCAGGAAACCUAGAGAAGAACCGCUAUGGGGAUGUACCCUGCCUGGACCAAACUAGAGUGAAGCUGACAAAACGAAGCGGCCACGCUCAGACAGAUUACAUCAAUGCCAGUUUCAUGGAUGGCUACAAACAGAAGAAUGCUUACAUUGGGACACAAGGCCCUUUGGAGAAUACCUAUCGUGAUUUCUGGCUCAUGGUAUGGGAGCAAAAAGUCUUGGUGAUUGUCAUGACCACCCGCUUUGAGGAGGGCGGCAGGAGAAAGUGUGGCCAAUACUGGCCUUUAGAAAAAGACUCUCGGAUCCGAUUUGGCUUCCUCACAGUGACCAAUCUAGGCGUGGAGAAUAUGAACCAUUAUAAGAAAACAACGCUAGAAAUUCACAACACAGAGGAACGGCAGAAACGCCACGUGACCCACUUUCAGUUCCUGAGUUGGCCAGAUUAUGGUGUCCCGUCCUCGGCAGCUUCCCUUAUUGAUUUCUUGAGAGCCGUCAGGAACCAGCAAAGGCUGGCCGUCAGCAGCAUGGGAGCACGCUCCAAAGGGCAGUGCCCUGAGCCACCCAUUGUGGUCCAUUGCAGUGCAGGCAUUGGCAGGACAGGUACCUUCUGUUCAUUGGACAUCUGCCUGGCACAGCUGGAGGAGCUUGGCACCCUAAAUGUGUUCCAGACGGUGUCCCGCAUGAGGACCCAGAGGGCCUUCAGCAUCCAGACCCCUGAGCAGUACUAUUUCUGCUACAAGGCAAUCCUGGAGUUUGCAGAGAGGGAGGGCAUGGUGCCCUCCAGCCACAACCUCCUGGCCAUGGAGGGUCAGUAACUGUCCCACGAGCCUCCUAUCUGCUGCCCAGACUUCCUUAAACUACCCUGGACACCGCUGAGCCUAUAGGUUGCCAUCAGUUACACUGAAGCCAUGGACCAACCUCUUUCUCGUGUCUCCCGGCGCACGCGUGCACGCAAGGCAGCCUUUCCCUUUGGCUAGAUAGAUGUGGUGAAAUUGCCACUAGAAAGGGCCAGCAGCAAUGUGUUCUUAAUUCCUAGCACCUGCUAUCGAACUGUGCCUUAUUAAAACCAAAUUGUGGCUAUCGAUUUUUGCCAGGGGCCCCAAGGUAAGUGGGGAAGGAACCUCCCUCCCCCCUUCCCCAAUGCCAUUCUCCUUCUCAAGGUCUCUUUCCAUUCCUUCCCUUUGCUAGGAUUUCAUGGGGAGGUUUGGUGAGCAUCCACCUCCUUCCCAGAGAGCUUGACCAAGUUACAUAUUCUAGAGAACGUCCUGAGUGCCAAGCACGUUUAUACCUAGGGCGUGUAUUCCAGUCUUUUCUGUCAUUCUCUGUGUGUGCGUGUGUGUAUGUGCACUUAUGUGUAUGAGUCCAUACGUACGUGUGUAUAUAAUAUAUACUGUAUGUGAUAAUAUGGUCGUAUUCUAUAAAUACAUAUACACAGAGAUACUCCUUUGUAGAAGUUCCUGGGGCUUCUUGUUGCAGUUCAGGACUCCUCGCUUUUUGGAUCCUACUGUUUAUCCUGGACGAGCUGGGGUUGGGGAUCAUGUUGCCUGUUGUCAGACCGCAGAGUGGUGGAAGAGGACACACACACAUCCACUCUCCAUGCUCCUGCCACAGGCCCUCAUCCUUAUAUAAUGACUUAUCUCUCUCCAGGAUGCUGCCUUUGGAGCCAAGAAUACUGGUUUGUGGUGACACUGGUUUAAUUCAGCAUGGAUUGCCCUUAUCUAAUGGUUUUUCCUCAGUUUACUUUGCCAAUUUUGGGAAUAGACCGCCACUGUGAUUCCAGACCCUCUCUCCCCUCUCCCUAUCCCUUGAGGAUUGGGAUCUGGGCAGAGAUGAAUUCACUGAGCAGCCAGAGCCAAAAGCAAUCGGUACGAAGUCUUAGAAGGAGAGAGAGGGAGCCCACGUGUGAGAGAGAAGAAACUACAUACCAUGAGACUCCCUCCCUGAGAGAAUGAGCUGGGGCCCCUUUUUCUUUUGCUAGAAUGUUCUUUUUCUUAUGCAGCUUGGCCCUGUCCACUCAUAUGCCCAUCUCUUUCUUGCCUCUAGCCUGCCAGACCCUGGAGCUCAAGCUGGGUGGGUUCUGUGUCAAUCAAAAGCUUAACCCCUGUCUGGGUGAAGCAGUCGCCUGCAAUCACUGUUUUCCCCCUAUUCAUUCAACCUGUCCCUGUCUGCUCCCGGCCUACCUAGCCUGAUAUGCCAGGGAUGGAAUCAAGACUCCCAGCAUUCCACAUUCCCAAGAAAAUCCCAGGAACCCCUAAAACUUCUUCCCCUAUCACAGAUGAGGUUGGCAGCUGAUCAGACCUCAAUAAUUUUAUACUGUAAUAAGCUUUUUGAAUGUAUAUAUUCUUAUUUUUACAAUCUUUUCAUUUUGUAUUUAACGUCAAUGGACUGAGUCAGAUUCAGAAAAUAAUUGUAAUGUUCAUAUUCGAUAUCUUACAGCGAUACAGUUUUGUAUUUACAUAUAAAUAUACCGACAUGAUCAAA
This is a messenger RNA of Orcinus orca (killer whale), 5037 nucleotides long. It is a transcript of the gene PTPN9, whose product is annotated as protein tyrosine phosphatase non-receptor type 9. The coding region runs from base 1743 to 3371 and encodes 542 amino acids. Gene Ontology annotation, biological process: protein dephosphorylation. The record is from RefSeq and is a predicted model, not a curated record. NCBI's taxonomy places the organism in Eukaryota, Metazoa, Chordata, Mammalia, Artiodactyla, Delphinidae. Gene Ontology annotation, molecular function: protein tyrosine phosphatase activity. The transcript is spliced from 13 exons.